Messenger RNA from Esox lucius (northern pike), 2221 nucleotides. RefSeq names its product polymerase (DNA-directed), delta interacting protein 3 (gene poldip3). Gene Ontology annotation, biological process: mRNA export from nucleus. The transcript is spliced from 11 exons. Gene Ontology annotation, molecular function: mRNA binding. The record is from RefSeq and is a predicted model, not a curated record. Gene Ontology annotation, cellular component: nucleus. NCBI's taxonomy places the organism in Eukaryota, Metazoa, Chordata, Actinopteri, Esociformes, Esocidae. The coding region runs from base 16 to 1512 and encodes 498 amino acids.
GGAUACUAUGCAAAGAUGUUCGGCUCUGUCCGAACAUCUAUAGAAAAUAAAUUUCCGCCGCGCACGCGCUUGAGUCAGUCAAAGAAGAUGGCAGACAUUUCUUUGGACGAAGUGAUACGCCGACGCGGUUUAAACAAUAAAGCAACGAUUAAAAGGCCUAUGUUUGGUAGGGGCGCAGGAGGGGUCGGGAGGACCUUUGAUGCGCGACAGAAAAUUGGGAUGACUGAUGUUAGGCAGAGACUUGGUGGUGGAGGAACAGCUUUUCAAGUGAAGGAUGCUAGAGAGAAACUUGUCCAGAAGGACGCCCGCUUCCGAAUCCGUGGCAGAGGAGCAGGCGGGGUCCAGGAUGCCCGACAGAUGAUCAACUCGAGAAAAGAAGGACAGAGUCCAUUUAAUGUUACCCCACAGAGCUUACAGCAGAAGCCAGAGGCACAGAUACAGGCACACAUGCAGCAGAUUCAGAUACACACUACCAAUGACAUUGCCAGUGCAAAUGCCAGGCAGUUCACCCCAAACCUACAAGGACAGAACAAUCGAUCUGGGAUUGCGCCCCCCGCCCCUAACAGAAUGAUGGAUGCGCGUGACAGGCUGAGUCUUAAGAGGAGCUUUGGGACUCCCCCAAGCCAAGGAAUGGUAGCCCCCAUGAAGAUCACCAAAACCAUCCAGCAAAAGCCAGUAGGGAUGUCAAGUGGGAUCCGUAUGCAUGUACCAAGCAGGAGUGCCCAGUCGUUCUCAGGUGAUGUUGUUAUGCCCAGCAAGCCAAUAAAGACCACUACAAGCAACAAUAUGCUGCAGUCACGGCCUGGCACCAUGGGCUCGCCUUUCUCAAUGUCAGCCCCCAUCACUAAAGUAGUGAAAAACGAUGCGUACACUGCCCCUCGUCCCCCGGUGCCCGUUGCCCCCACCAGGCCCAGUCCCGGUGCGGGGGCUUCUCGCUCCUCCGCUCCCCCCUUACAGCCUGUGUCCAGGACCCUGCAGCAGGCGGGGCCUGCGUCGGAGCCCAGCCCCCAGCCUCCUCCGCCCCCGCAGCCCGCCUUUAGUCCUCUGGAGGGUACUAAGAUAACCGUGAAUAAUCUUCACCCGCGUGUCACUGAGGAGGACAUAGUGGAGCUGUUCUGUGUGUGCGGUGCCCUGAAGCGAGCGAGGCUGGUGAAGGUGGGGGUUGCUGAGGUGGUGUUUGUGAGGAAGGAGGACGCUGUGAGCGCCUACAGGAAGUACAACAACCGCUGUUUGGACGGCCAGCCAAUGAAGUGCAAUCUUCACAUGCAGGGGAGUGUCAUUACUUCCGACCAGCCCAUUCUUUUGAGGCUCAGUGACACUCCUGGCAGUGGAAGGAAAGAAGGCCUUCCCCACUCAUUGUCUCGUCCUGGGGGUCGGCCAGCCUCCUCUCAGCCCACUCCUGAGGUGGAUCCCCAGACUAUCCUCAAGGCCCUGUUUAAAUCUACCGCCCAAAACCCCUCUACAACUGAGUCCCCCGGUUCACAGUCCACUGCCUUCCGCAUCAAGAUAUAACUUUAUUUUUAAUUAUUUUCAACCUCCUGUUUGAUAGGAGGUUGAUCAACUGACAUGCUAAAAAAAAAAAAAGUGAUACUGUAUAUACAUUUCCCAGGUCGUUGUCAUGUUACAAAACAUUAACACACUGUACAUCAUUUGUAGCUGUGGCAUACAUGGAUUUGUCGCAACAGAAAACGGAGUCUCAUUUCUCCAUUUAUUCUUUUUAUUAAUUUUGGAAUGGGGGAAAAAAAUGUGAGCUGGGUAUAUUUUGGUAUUACGUAACAUGGUUCACUUUGAUAAAUGUCCAAAUAGUUCACAUUGAUCACCAUUCCUCUGAGAAAGUUAGUUUUUCUUCUGAAUUUCCCCCCCGCAAACCGAUUCUAUGGGAUUUAUGCAAACCGUAGUCAUAAUUUGAACCACUAGCAAAUGUGGUUAAGUAAUAAGGUGUUUAAUUUUAGCAAAAUGACUUACACAUGCUCAAAUUCCAUUGUUAUAUUUGAUCCGACAUUCUUUUUCCCCACAUUCAAAUUCAGUGCUUAUUUGUGGCUGUUAUUUUACUGUUUAUUCAUUUUGAGCGGCUUAGAGAUGUGAAGUUAGUUCAUCAAUUUAUGUUAAAUUUUCUGUAAAUGACUUUCUACAGCUGCCUCAUCUAUAAAGCUGUAGUUGUGAGGUCAGAUGUAUGUACAUGUGAAUUUCUGCCAAUAAAUGUUGCUUUGUAAAGAAAUGA